Molecule: messenger RNA, 1560 nt
Organism: Hordeum vulgare subsp. vulgare (domesticated barley)
Lineage: Eukaryota; Viridiplantae; Streptophyta; Magnoliopsida; Poales; Poaceae
Product: transcription factor bHLH150-like
Exons: 1
Coding region: 546-1220 (224 amino acids)
Biological process (GO): regulation of DNA-templated transcription
Molecular function (GO): protein dimerization activity
Source: RefSeq, a predicted model, not a curated record
AAAAAUAAUAAUAUAUACACCACGAAAUCAAAAAGGGCGCAUCUUUCGGAUAAAAAGGCCCUUUUUCAGGUAAAAUCAAAAGGGCUUAAUAUGAACCACAACGUUGGGAAACACUAAUACUAGCACGGCAAAAAAGUGAAAAUAAGAAAGCGCGCACUCAUCAAUAGCGACCGUAGCGAGCGAGCGAGCGAGCAGCGCGGAGGCCACGCUACAGCGCCAAAUUCCACACCAAACAAAGGCGCGGCGACGAAGGAAGGAAGGAGCGAGCAGGCAACACCCGCACUAGGACUACUCCAAUGUCUAAUCCAGUCGCUAAUCACCACCACCACCACCACCGCACCAGCAAAUAAGUACGCCCACCCCCGCGACGGAAAGCUAAUCUCUCCUCUCCUCUCCUCUCCUCCACCUUCUCUUUCUUCUUCAUACUCCCACCAUCUCCACCACCACCACCACCACCAUCUUCUCCUUUCUCCCACCCACCUCUCUCCGCUGAGUCACCUCCGCACGCCACCCGCCGAUUGAUUUCUCCAUCCAGGUGCGCGGCCAUGAUCUCUAUAGGCGGGUCGUCGUCUUCCUCGUCGUCGUCGGCCGCGGCGGGUGUCCGGAUGGGCGGGGCCAAGCGGCGGGGGAAACCGGGCGGGGCCGCGCCGGGGGCCGCCGGACCGCCGCAGACCAAGUGGCGCAGCGGCACGCAGGAGAGGAUCUACGGCCGGCGCCUGCUGGACGCGCUGCGGGCCACGCGGUCCGGCGCCGCGUCCUCCGCGCACCACACGCAGCCGCGCGCCGUCAAGGCGGCCGCCGAUUCCGCGCUGGCGCUCACGGCGCGCGGACAGUCGCGCUGGAGCCGCGCCAUCCUGCUGGCCGGCGCCGCGUCCUGCCGCCGCCGCGUGCUCGUCAAGGCCGGCGGGAAGAUCCGACGCCACCGCCGCCCGCAGGCGCGCGCCGCGGCCGCUGCGUCCAAGGCCGCGGCCGCCGGCGAGCCACCGGUGCUCAAGGAGAAGAAGGUGAAGGACCGGCUCCGCGUGCUGGGCCGGCUCGUCCCGGGCUGCCGGAAGCUGCAGGCCCCCGACCUGCUCGAGGAGACGGCCGACUACGUGGCCGCGCUGGAGAUGCAGGUCAAGGCCAUGCGCGCGCUCGCCGACGCGCUCGCUGCGGCGCAGCUAUCCUCGCCUCCCCCGCCGUCCGCCACCGGCGAGGACGAGGCCGAGAUGGAGAGGUGAGGGUCUGACUCAUCGCCUCGCCUCGCCUCCGAGGGGGAGGAGAUUGAUGAUGACAUGAUGGCGUUGGGCUCGGGAAAAUAAGGGCGAUUAAUUGCUGGAUGGACGGAUGGAUUGUUACCGCGAGAGGGGGUUCUGCGAUUCCAGGAGGAUAUUGUGAUUCCGAUGAUGAUGAUUGCUGCUGCUGCUGAUUUGUAAAUUCUUGAUGCUACGACUUGUAUAAGUAAUGCUGCUCUCUUCUUGUCUUGUGUUCUUGAAAUGUUCUUCCUCCUUGUGAAACAAGACGGGGGAUUCCUGUGCCUGUCUCCUGCGGAUUGGAUUGGAUUGGAUUGGAUUAUGAUUU